Molecule: messenger RNA, 1558 nt
Organism: Poecilia latipinna (sailfin molly)
Lineage: Eukaryota; Metazoa; Chordata; Actinopteri; Cyprinodontiformes; Poeciliidae
Product: creatine kinase S-type, mitochondrial-like
Exons: 10
Coding region: 137-1390 (417 amino acids)
Biological process (GO): phosphocreatine biosynthetic process
Cellular component (GO): mitochondrion
Molecular function (GO): creatine kinase activity
Source: RefSeq, a predicted model, not a curated record
GGGGCGGGGGGGGGGCGGAGCCAACGACAGAGGAGACUCAAAAGCUGAUUUUCAGUAACCUUCAGUCAGAAGGCAGCAGCUUUCAUCCAGCUCUUCUUCUACUGAUCCGUACUUGAGGUACUUUUCUGGAGGAAAGAUGUCGGGCUCCUUCAGGCGUCUGAUCUCGGGCCGCAGCACGGCCGUGCUGCUGGCCAGUCUGGGCGCGGGCACCAUGGCCACUGGCGUCCUGCUGAGCGAGAACGGCUCCCUGGCUGCCGAGGCCAAGAAGAAGCUCUACCCUCCCAGCUCAGACUUCCCCGACCUGAGGAAACACAACAACUGCAUGGCCACCGCUCUGACUCCGGCCAUUUAUGCCAAACUGAGGGACAAGCUGACUCCCAACAACUGGACCCUUGACCAGUGCAUCCAGACGGGGGUGGACAACCCGGGUCACCCCUUUAUUAAGACGGUGGGCUGCGUCGCUGGUGACGAGGAAAGCUACGAGGUGUUUGCUGAACUCUUUGAUCCGGUAAUCAUAGACAGACACAACGGCUACGAUCCCAGAAAAAUGACACACCCCACCGACCUGGACGCCUCUAAGCUAAAACACGGGAUGUUCGACGAGAACUACGUUCUGUCGUCGCGCGUCCGGACGGGCCGCAGCAUUCGCGGGCUGAGCCUCCCCCCGGCCUGUUCCAGGGCUGAGCGGCGUGAAGUGGAGCGGGUGGUGGUGACCGCUUUGGCCGGCCUAAAGGGAGACCUCGCCGGCCGCUACUACAGCCUGGGCGACAUGACAGAGAAAGAGCAGCAGCAGCUUAUUGAUGACCACUUCCUGUUCGACAAGCCCGUCUCCCCUCUGUUGACGUGCGCCUUCAUGGCCAGAGACUGGCCAGACGCCAGGGGGAUCUGGCACAAUAAUAAUAAGACCUUCCUGAUCUGGGUCAACGAGGAAGACCACACCAGAGUCAUCUCCAUGGAGAAGGGCGGCAACAUGAAGAGAGUGUUCGAGAGAUUCUGCAGCGGCCUCAAACAGGUUGAGCAUCUGAUCCAGGAGAGAGGCUGGGAGUUCAUGUGGAACGAGCGUCUGGGAUACAUCCUCACAUGCCCGUCCAACCUGGGCACAGGCCUGAGGGCCGGGGUUCAUGUCCGCCUACCAAACCUCAGCAAGGACCCACGUUUCUCCAAAAUCCUGGACAACCUGCGGCUGCAGAAGCGAGGCACGGGCGGGGUCGACACGGCGGCCACUGGAGACACCUUCGACAUUUCCAACCUGGACCGUCUGGGCAAAUCCGAGGUGGAGCUGGUUCAGCUGGUGGUCAACGGGGUCAACUACCUGAUCGAGUGUGAGAAGAAGCUGGAAAAGGGCCAGGACAUCCAGGUGCCCGCUCCGCUGGUUAUGUUCAAGAAGUGAGAGCCGAACAUGUGAAGGAGAACCUUGGCUCUACCACUAGAGGCUGAUGUCUCAAAGAUUAUACAUCUUCAGGGUAAAAAAAAAAACAAGAUCUUCGACAUGACCUGCAGAAAAGUCUACCUCAAGUUAAGGAUUACCCUGACUUUAAUAAAAAAAAAUUAAAAACAA